This is a messenger RNA of Penicillium longicatenatum, 2913 nucleotides long. RefSeq lists its product as uncharacterized. NCBI's taxonomy places the organism in Eukaryota, Fungi, Ascomycota, Eurotiomycetes, Eurotiales, Aspergillaceae. Gene Ontology annotation, biological process: meiotic cell cycle; regulation of synaptonemal complex assembly. The coding region runs from base 1 to 2913 and encodes 970 amino acids. The transcript has 17 exons. The record is from RefSeq and is a predicted model, not a curated record.
AUGGCUCCCUUCCAGGAUGAUGCCGCCACAAAGCUUGUGAAUUCGAUGAAAGCCAUUGUGCAAACAGUGAAAAAACAAAUGACAACGGCGCCGCAUGGUCAACUGGCGUCCUGCGUGGUUACUGAACCACUUCGGAAACAAGUCCAAAAACUGCCCUCAAUCACAGGCCUCAAUCCCCGCAACUAUGGCGAGAUUGAUCGUAUCGGUACAGACCUAUGGAACGCCUGCAGGCUUACCCUGUGCUCUCGUGCUAAUGAUAAACGGGAACAUGUGGUCCUCAGCCGAGUGAGCGCGUUCGCCUUCUUCCUGAUUGAUUUCGGAACUCCAAAAACGGCCUCCGGGCAUGUUAGAGUUCUCCGAGCAGCAUUUACCGCAGCUCGCUUCUCUAUCGAGAAUGCAGAACUUGAGCUGGCACUGAGCAUUAUGGCAGUUGCUGCACAAAGACUCGAAGGCUUGAAAGCCUCGACUCCUCCUAUUGACCUGGAGAUCUUCCAAUCCUUUGUUGCAGAAAACUUCACUUACCGGAUGCAACUGGAGUAUUUGAAAGGUCGACCAGAGUUCGCUGAGCAUCUCUUCAGUAAGGUGCCCAAAACAUACUCUAUCAACAAUGGUGAACUUGUGGUUCAAGUUCUCUACAACAUUGGAUGUCAUGCAAUUGCGUCAUCCCAGAAUGGUGUUGCUAUCAAGUGGCUGGAAAGAGCGGUCACUCGUGUCGACGAGUGUAAUGAGCACUCAAAACAUGAAAGAAGUGGCAUCGAGCACUUAGAGCUGCUAGUUAGGCAUUCUCUUGUCCGAUCUUACUUGUCCAUGGAAACAUCUGAGACGAAGGAGAAAAUGAAAGCACAGCUCAAGGUUCUCAAAGAGAAAUACGGAGGCAAUCCAGCCGUCAUAUUCCUUCAGUUGGAGAUCCUUCGCCCCAAGGAUGAGGAAGAAACAGCCGAUGCCAUGGGCUAUCUAAAAUACGGAGGAGAUCUCAACGAGGAUCAUGCACUGCAAACCUUUCAACUCUUGCUGAAGCAUGUACCACUCAUUCGAACUGAUUGGGUCGAGCGCAGCUUCAUCGCACUUGUGUCCCAAGCUCUUUCAACUUCUCUACCAGAGGAAACCAAAAUCGAAGUAAUAUGCGAUACGGCACAGAUCUUAAAUUCACGAGGGUUUGAGAUGAUGAGUGAACCAGCCACUCAUGCGGUCCUCGCAUUCAUCUGGAAACAUAUCAGCACCGGAUUUGAGACCAAUUCCUCCGUGGCACAGAAAUGGUGUCUUACCGCACUGAACACUAAACUUUUUGAAGCCUGUUCUUCCGCAAACCGGAUUCAAAUCCAGAAAAAGUUCGUGAAUUUUAGUCUAGACGGCUUCGACACGCCCUCGGCUAGAGAGAUGUUGCAGCUUAUACAUUUGCAUAACAUCGUUGAUUCAGAGGGCGAAUUCAAGAACGAUUUCCAGGUUCUGUUUCUAAUGUGGAGACUUGCGUUGCAGGAGUGCAAGGAUGACAACCCAAAAGAUUGUAUCUGCCAACAAAUCCUCCAAAAGUCCCCGCCGUUGGGUCAUGCACAAAGACUACAAUUCAUCCAAGUUUGCACCCUAGAGGCACAGCGCGGGAAGAAUUCUACAGAAGUGAUGAAGUGCCUUCAUGAGUUUACUGAAGAGGUGGCUCGGGAGGAGAACGAGAAUCGUCAAUUGCCUCUUGAUCGAAUGUUACAGAGGGAAGACAUACUAUUCCUUAUUCAUGUGUUGUCAAUUGAAGUGGACAAUGGAAAUCUCGCCGCAUCUGUUGUAACAUCGUUGGCUCAUCACAUCGCAAAUGCGAUCUACCAAAUUCUACAUGAGCCUAAGAAUGAUUACACACCAAUGGAACAAGAAUGGGUUUUGCAAAAGUGCUAUGCCUUAAUCUGCAUCUUGCUGGAGAAUUCCAAACUCGACAUGAUAGAAUCACUCAUGCACACCUUGAGAGAGCUCAUCAUUUUCCUGCAACCCGAAGAAACAGACCAACCAAGAACAGGGGAGACUAUGGUGGUGGAUGAGAUAGGCUCACGCUAUCUUCUCCUUGUUCUGAUCUUGAAUGUAUGCCGUGCUCGAAGCACAAAGCUCGAUGAAGUAGCCAAAUCCUGCCACUACGAAAAAGUCCGAAUCGGCUUGCUUGAGCUGAGAAACAGUCGCAUUUUCCCCGAGCUAGACGGUUCUCUUGAAAGCCUCUUGUGGGGCCUCUGCUUUGAAGCCUGCAUUCAUGGAAAGGAAUGGAACAUGGCUUUAUGGGCCUUCCACAACUCCAGCCAAUGUGAUCGUGGAAAGCUAAGUGCUCAGUACUUGGAGACCAUUCUAUCCAAGGAAAUGCCUUCCAAGUACAAGAUCUGGCUUGUCCGGGAAAUCCUCCGCCAAAACUACGGCAAAGAUGAUAUUGACUCGCUACUCCUGACACCCACCCGGGCCAAUAUUCCUCACCACCUGCACGUUCUGUUUCAUCUUUGCAUCACAGCCCAGAACCAUGAAGACACGAUCCCCUGGGAACUGGAGUUUUAUGAUGACGACUGCCUCUACAACGUCUGGGGCAAGGACGGCGAAGUACAGAUGACCUACUACCAGAUUGCGGAGUCGAUCCUCGAUCUAGUAAAUGCCGGUGCUUGCGAUCAAGAAUACUUGCUGAGCCCUGAACACUUGCAGAUGCACUACAACAAGGAUCCUGAGACGGGCGAGAUGUCUCAGUCUCCGUGCGAGCAUUCCCCGUACCCCACCGAGGAGCUUGCAAAGCUUGCAAGUUUGGCCUUCAACCAGGCGAUGGACUUCUAUGCGGAUGGUAGGGAUGGAUUUUGCAAGUCAUGGGCGAAGAAGUCUAUUCAUAUGGCUUCGAUGAUGGGGGAUGACGCUGGCGAUGAACUGGUUGCGUUGUUCGAGGAGAGAUUGAAAGGAUUGUUUUAG